Tachyglossus aculeatus (Australian echidna) is the source of this 1915-nucleotide messenger RNA. Its product is annotated as palmitoyltransferase ZDHHC1-like. Gene Ontology annotation, molecular function: protein-cysteine S-palmitoyltransferase activity. Gene Ontology annotation, biological process: peptidyl-L-cysteine S-palmitoylation; protein targeting to membrane. The record is from RefSeq and is a predicted model, not a curated record. Lineage: Eukaryota; Metazoa; Chordata; Mammalia; Monotremata; Tachyglossidae. Gene Ontology annotation, cellular component: endoplasmic reticulum; Golgi apparatus.
AUGUCUCCUUCCCCUUUGUGGUUUCCUCUCCUUUCAACUUCUGAACUGAGAACUUUUCAUUUCGAGCCUGCAAGAGGAACCAGAGGAAACAAUUAUUCGCGUUGCCUGAGCGGACGCGCUUCAAAGCCUCCCCCGAAACGAGACCCCGUGGGCGAGGGCUCUCCGGCCGGGCCGUCCGGCAACGGGGGUCGGGGGAGAGGGGGUGUCCGCGUCUCCGAUAAAGGUGGCCGUCUCCGGGGACGCGGAUGGGCGCGUAGGGGGAUGGGCUCGGCCGACAGCUACUGUUUGGACGUCUGCUGUUCUCCGAGGAGUCGGUCCUCGAGCUGCUACUUCGGCAGGCCGCUCGAUUACUCCAAACCCCUGGGUAUUUUCCACCGCUACUUUCAGUGCUGCUGUGCUUUUUGGGACCAGAUGAAGUGCUUUGACCGAAGCUUAAGACGGGUUGGGCCGGAAGAGGAGCCGGGCAAAAGCGACGUGGUCUGCCCACCCCAGGGCUCGCGAGUGAACGGGUGGUCUCUACCCCUGCAUUCCUUCCAGGGCAUCGCGUGGGCCGUUUAUUCGUACAUGGCCGUGGUCGGAUUCGGCAUCUACAUCCCUCUGUUGCCUUACGCCUGGAAACACGGGGCCUACACUGUCGUGGGUGCGGUGUUUGCUUUUCACUUGAUCAUCCACCUCGCCGCCGUGACCAUCGACCCCGCCGACCCGAACGUCCGCAGCAAGAAGGAUUACGGUCAUCCCAUGCCCGCCUUGGACAGGAGCAAGCACAAGCAUGCCAUCCAAAACCAAUACUGCCAUCUGUGCCAAGUCUCCGUGGGACCCAGAGCUAAACACUGCAGCACCUGCAAUAAAUGCAUCGCCGAAUUUGACCACCAUUGCAAGUGGCUCAACAACUGCGUGGGAAGUCGAAACUAUUGGUAUUUCUUCAGCUCCGUGGCUUCAGCAGUGAUCGGGGUGGUCUUCCUGACGAUUGUGAUCCUAUAUGUCUUUAUCCAGCACUUUGUGAAUCCCAUGGAGUUGCGUACAGCCCCCCAGUUUGAAGGAAUUUUUCAGAACAACACGUGGCUGAUGUUCCUUCCUUUGGCUCCCGUGGAGAGCCCGGCGGCCUGGAUCCUGCUGGUGGCCGCCAUCACACUGUGCCUGGCCAUCACAAGCCUCUUCCUCCUCGGACACCUUCUGCUCUUUCACCUCUACCUCCUGGGAAAACAGCUGAGCACCUUCGAUUACAUGACACAAGGCCGGCGGGCCAGAAAGAAAAGAAACAAGAUGGAAGAGAGCAGCCCCAAGGCUGAUCACUUAAAGGAUUGGUCUUCCAGAUGCUUCCUGAAUAAGAACAGAAACAUGUCAUCUCCAAGCAGGACAUCCGAGGAUCCCCAUGUCUCGCUGGCCUCCUUUCAACAGACCAAACUGAGAAAAGAGUGCCCACCGUGGCAUUUGCACUGUCAGAGAAAAACAAGCAAAGGCCAGAGUUCCCCAAAAUCCAGUGCUGGGAAUCAGAACAUCAAAGAGAGAGACUUCACCCCUGAGAAAGACAAUAAUGAUUCUCCUUUGGAAGUGUCUUCCAAUUCCGAUUCCUUCUCAUCUGUGGAAAUCCCAGCUGGGACUAUGGACAGCCUAAUGCUUCUGUAUUCCGCACACGCGAACAGCCGAUCAGACCUUCACGAACAAAUCAUGCGCACCGUGGAAAACGGCAGGAUCUGGGAAAGCCAGGAAGAGCCUUCAGAACUGAACUGCACGCUGACUGACUCCAAAGAGGCGGUUGAAAUGGUUCGGCAAACGUAUCUGGCCGACGCGUCUUUGCCCGUCUCAGAGAGACCACCCCAGGAAGAGACCCAGUUUUCCCAGACAGAAAAGAUUUCCACCCUUCCCCUCUGAGAAACAAAACGGUUACCUCUUUAUCCUUCCAUGUGCCAGCACA